Oryza brachyantha (malo sina) is the source of this 1424-nucleotide messenger RNA. Its product is annotated as hypersensitive-induced response protein 1-like. The record is from RefSeq and is a predicted model, not a curated record. Bases 265 to 1197 code for a protein of 310 amino acids. The transcript is spliced from 3 exons. NCBI's taxonomy places the organism in Eukaryota, Viridiplantae, Streptophyta, Magnoliopsida, Poales, Poaceae.
UUCAGCGAUACUGAAUGACUGCCAGCGUGGACGGCGAGUCAAUCUCCCGUCGAUGUGGCAGGGUCUCAGCGCUGACCUAAAAGGGCCAAUUUAUCACAACAGAACAAGCAUUUCUUCUUGCAGAGUGUCUUGAAACCUCAUUCUUCAGUAGUCGUACUGGACAUUUCUCACCGUCCAGUUUUCACUGAACAACUAUAAGAAUCAAUCAAUUUUUCAGAUUCCAGCAAGAACAAAGAAGAGAGGUGAGAAGAAGCUAGGCAUAUCAUGGGCAACCUGCUGUGCUGCGUGGAGGUGGAGGAGUCGACGGUGGCGAUGAGGGAGCGGUUCGGCAAGUUCGACGGCGUCAUGGAGCCCGGCUGCCACUUCGUGCCGUGGUUCCUCGGCCUUCAGGCGCGCGGCCCCCUCUCCCUCCGCCUCCGCCAGCUCGAGCUACGCUGCCAAACCAAGACCAAGGACAAUGUGUACGUGACUGUUGUUACGCAUGUUCAGUACCGUGUUCUUGCCGGCAAGGCGAGCCAUGCGUUCUACACGCUCACCAACACCAGGUCCCAGAUCCAGGCUCACGUCUUCGAUGUGCUGAGGGCGAGCGUGCCGAAGCUGACGCUGGACGAGGUGUUCGAGAAGAAGAAGGACGUCGCGGAGGCGCUGGAGGAGGAGGUGGCGGAGGCCAUGGCGCCGUACGGCUACGAGGUGGCGCGCGCGCUCGUCGUGGACGUGGAGCCCGAGGAGGGGGUGAUGCGCGCCAUGAACGAGAGCCGCGCGGCCGGGGAGCGGGCGGCGGCGGAGCGCGGCGCGCGGACCAGGCGGGCCGAGGGCGACGCCGAGGCCGCGUACCUGGCGGGGGUCGGCGCCGCGCGCCACCGCCAGGCCGUCGUCGACGGCCUCAGGGCCUGCGUCGUCGCGUUCUGCGCCGCCGUGCCGGGCGCCACGCCCAGGGAGGUCAUGGACAUGGUGCUCGUCGCGCAGUACUUCGACACCAUGAGGGAGAUCGGCGCCGCCGCAGCCGCCGCGGCCGCGUCGUCCGGGUCAGGGUGCUCGUCGGCGGCGCUCCUCCCGCACGGCCCCGCCGCGGCGCGCGACGCCGUGGCGCAGAUCCGCGACGGGCUGAUCCAGGCCGCGCAGCCUCCUGCCGCCGCCGCCGCUGUUGGCCAUUCAUUGGCAGUAGCCAGCGUUUGCGAAGGUAUUACAGAAGAGUAGUUUACUGGGUUGCCUAUACUGUCUCACUGCUAGGUCUUGGGUGAUUUGCCAUCCUCCCGGACGUCGCAUUCUCAAAUGACACUUUCUUCGUGUUUAACUAUUUGUCAUCCGUCCUAUAGAUUUUUAUUGAUUCAGUGCCACUUUUGCUUAGUUUUAUAGAAUUAUAGCUAUAUAGGAUCUUUUAUCUUGAUAAUAAUUAUUUUCUAAUUAUUAAUUUAAAUUUAAAA